Messenger RNA from Solea senegalensis (Senegalese sole), 4233 nucleotides. It is a transcript of the gene sstr2a, whose product is annotated as somatostatin receptor 2a. Lineage: Eukaryota; Metazoa; Chordata; Actinopteri; Pleuronectiformes; Soleidae. The coding region runs from base 775 to 1923 and encodes 382 amino acids. Gene Ontology annotation, molecular function: somatostatin receptor activity; neuropeptide binding. The record is from RefSeq and is a predicted model, not a curated record. Gene Ontology annotation, cellular component: membrane; neuron projection. Gene Ontology annotation, biological process: cellular response to estradiol stimulus; cellular response to glucocorticoid stimulus; neuropeptide signaling pathway. The transcript has 4 exons.
CUCGUCGCGCAGGACUCGGUGCCAAGACGCCGUGACUGUUGGACGCACGCAGGCAGCGCGCACUCCAGGCGCACACCGGCUCUCUUUUCUUCCCUUAGAUUUGCUUUUUCUUUGUUUUUUUUAAUCUUUUUCCAAUUUUUUUGUUCCAUCUCUAAACAGCCAGGAGUCGAAAUAUCGCUUGGAGGUAAAAUGACCCGAGAGAAGCAUUAGUGGCGUUAAUCACCAGGCUCCAGUGAAGGCGGCAGUGUGGGCGGCUGAUCGUCAGCGCCGUGCGCAACGGAGAGAGAAAGAGAGAGAGAGAGAGAGAGAGAACAGGUGGAUGGAGAGGAGAGGAGAGGAGAAGCUGGCGGGAUGAAGCUUUCCAGCAGCAGCAGCAGCAGCAGCAGCGCAGCGCAGCCGCGCCGGAGCGGCCGGACUCCCUGUUCUCUGGUGACGAACAUGUCGCCACUAUGGACUUGAGACGAGGACGACGGUUGUUCGUGAAAAAUGUAUCUUGCUCUUUUACCAUCUCCCUGCAGCUGGGAUGUGAUACUUGUGGUUUCUUGUGCAUGAAAAUCCUCAAACCCAAAACCCUGAGCCCCCCAGACCCCCCCAAGUCCUAAAUCCCCUGUUCCCCCUUAUCUACGAAUUGUCCCUCAAUCUUUAUUUCCACUAGCUUUUGCAUUAAAAUCAGUGUUUUUAAGCAGCUAAAUCCAAAGCCACAACACUGUUACCUCUUACUCCUCAUUAUUUUAGAUUACAGCCAUUUGAGUCCCACAAACCCUUUCAGCCACCAUGGCAUUGGAUCCGUGGCCCUUUCUCUCAACUCCCCCAAACACCUCCAUCCCCGAGCCCCUCCUAUACGACAGCUUCUUCCAAGGGAACGAGACCGACCUGGACUCGAACAUCUCCGAGACCAGAGAGCACCACCAGGACAAGACCAGCUCUGUGGUCAUCACCUUCAUCUACUUCAUGGUGUGCGCCAUGGGACUGUGCGGCAACACCCUGGUCAUCUAUGUCAUCCUGCGGUACGCCAAGAUGAAGACGGUGACCAACAUCUACAUUCUGAACCUGGCGGUGGCAGACGUCCUGUGCAUGAUGAGCCUUCCCUUCAUUGCCCUGCAGCUGGCGCUGGUGCACUGGCCAUUUGGAGAGGCUCUGUGUAGACUGAUCAUGAGUGUAGACUCCCUCAAUCAGUUCACCAGUAUCUUCUGUCUGAUGUUGAUGAGCAUCGAUCGGUACCUGGCCGUGGUCCACCCUAUUAGGUCGACAAAGUGGCGGAAGCCCCGCGUUGCCAAGUUAAUUAACCUGAUGGUCUGGGGGGUGUCGAUGUUAGUCAUCCUCCCAACUAUGAUCUUCAGCGGCCUCAACAAGCUGCCGGUGUGUGGCAUCGUGUGGCCGGAGCCCCAGAACGUCUACAACACCGCGUUCAUCUUCUACACCUUUUUCAUUGGAUUCUUCCUGCCCCUGUUCGUCAUAUGUAUGUGCUACCUGCUCAUUAUAGUGAAGGUGAAGUCGUCCGGCAUGAGAGUGGGCUCCACCAAACGCAAGCGGUCAGAGCGCAAGGUGACGCGCAUGGUGUCCAUCGUGGUGGCCGUGUUCGUGCUCUGCUGGCUGCCUUUCUACAUAUUCAACCUCACCUCCGUCACCAGCUCAAUCAGCCCCACCUCCGCCGUGAAGAGCGCCUUCGACUUCGUGGUGGUCCUCGGCUACGCCAACAGCUGCGCCAACCCCAUCCUCUACGCCUUCCUGUCGGACAACUUCAAGAAGAGCUUUCAGAACGUCCUGUGUCUGAAGAGGGUGGCGGGCCUGGACGAGGUAGAGCGCAGUGACAGCAGAGCGGACAGGAGCAGGAUGAUGGUCAACGACUCCGUCAUCAUCAACGCCAACCUGGAGACUCACAACGCCGCUCUGCUCAAUUGCGAGCUGCAGACGAGCAUCUGAGGGAAAGCCAGUUCAGACGUGUUUGGAGCUGCCAAGUGACCUCUGCUCAAUGUUAGCGGGGGAGGGAGGAUGAUGUAACACGGACACAUGAACAAAGUCUAAGUGAAGGGUUUUCAAAGAUUGAUAUUUGAAUGAAUGAGUUCAAUUGCGCAGGUUGACCCUGAGCUAACGCAAGAGUGUUGCAACAGUUGUUUUUGUUUGGACUGAAAUGAUUUCCCACACAACUAAAAAAUCAAACGCUAAUAGAAUUGACUUAUGGCGUCAGAAGAAUUUAAAACGAGACGGAUUGGAGAGCAGACUGCUGUGGACUCACUGGAGAAAAUCUGUUUCAAGUUUAGAGACGGAGGACUGAGGUAGUUCAAGCUUUAUCUGUGACUUUCUUUGAAGGAGUUCUCCAGAGCUAAGGCCCUGAUUGAAUGUGGAAAUACAGUCGAAGAAGUCAGGGGCUGUACUUAAUCUCUUGAGACCUUUGAGCGAUAAAAAUCGACAAACGAAGCGAAAAGAUGAAUAGUUUCCUGGUCAUGUUUCAUUCGUGCCAGCUGAUAAGUCUGGUCUUAAAUGAGGAACGGGGCAGCAGAAUGGCAGUCUCACAAACGGAGGAUGCUCGGAUUCUCUUCUUGGAGGCAUUUUUUGCAUUGAUUUGGAAACGCUCCAGCCUUGGAUCUUGGAUUAUUGAUCCUGGGCAAGUAUGGUGGAAGCAUCUCGAGAGCCGCCCUGACCUUGCUAAGAUCAAAACAGCAUGGCCUUGUAAAUAGGAAAUGUUUUCUCCAUCAAAUUCCAGAGGGAAACUUAUUUGCAUAGAUGAAUUUUUUUUGUUGGAACCAAAAAAAAAAAAUGCUGUAAAAUUCUGCAUCAAGGGUCACUGCAUCCUGGUGUGUGGUGCAGCUAAAAAAAAAAGAAAAAGUAAAAAGAGCCCAUUUGUCAAGCACUGUGUUUAAAAAAGGUAAUGUUUCGUUCUGAUUUCACGCCAAAACGUCACUGCUGUCGCUGCCCUUCGGCUUCACGUCGGCUCUGCCCGCAUGUGCUAGCGAAAAAAACAACCCAAAAAAAACAAACCUCAAUCUCAGAAGAAGACUUGGGAAAGAGAGGAAGGAGAAGAUGGUGAUAACAGGACACGAAGGGCCAAAGCUUGAGAAACGAAGAGAGGAAGACGUGUGGAACAUCCUGUGUGUAUAUAUAUGUAUAAAUGUUCUUUUUUGGAAUAUUGUACUCUUAGUAUGUAACUUCACUCUCAAGACAGUAAUCACAGGAUGCCUGUUUUGGCUCACGCGCUGUACUGGAGUCGGUGGUUUGUCACAGAACUGAUUUACUAUUAGUACAUUUGUGAGUUUGUUAGAUUUCAGCCAAUACAACCUGUUAAUUAAAUAGAUCUAAAUAUUUUCCUCGAGACCCUCCAUUUUAAAAUAAAAAAACUUUGCUUUACACUACAUCAGUGGUCAGAAAUUGGUGGCGUGUGGGCCAAAACUGGCCCGCCAGCAUCAGUAUUCUGGCCCCGGGAGAUGAUCUAACAAAUCUGAUUAUAAAUUAUUUGCUUAUCGUCACAAUUUUUUUUCGAGUUGAGAGCUUUUACUCUGAAAAAAUAUGAACUUAUUCAAAUAGAUUCUGUUGCGUCCCCAUCAUUGUUAGUUUAAGGUAGCAAACGUGGGUUUUUUGUUUCCGACUGAAGACGUUUUAAGACACUUUUGCCUGAUAAAGAUACAAUGUUUUGGCCCCAAUAUUCAAUUGCUUUCAAAUAAAAUUGGCCCUCGACCACAUUUAAUUGCCGAUCCCUGCACUACAUAGUGACAAGAUUAGGCUUGAAAAUAACUUUUGUGUUUGUACAUUCAUUCAUCUUCUACCGCUUUAUCCUCCACAUGAGGGUCGUGGUUGGCGCUGGUGCCAAUCCCGGAUGACAUAGGGCAAAAUGUUGUAGGUAGGAAGGUCACCAGUCCAUCACAGGGCCACAUGUAGAGACAAACAACCAUCCACUCUCACAUGUAAUUUCCAAAUGUAUGGAAUACUUUGUCUAUUCUCACACAGUUUCCAGGGGAAAAUAUGGUUCUCAUAAAAAUUAUUUUAUAGAUCCUUUCUUAAUAUGAAAGAGUUCACAUAAUACGUAAAAUCUAAGAAUUUACAGUCAAAUAAUUCCCUAAAGUAAAUACACAAGAUAUUCUUUAUCUUGUAGAGAGUCCUUGGCCAAGCCCGCGUACACUUGCAAGAUGUUCCGCGGGGACCCAGCGAUGCUGGUUUCCAUGGAUACUAUUUAACGCGAUAACAAAUUCUGUACAUUUCACUAUCAGUGUCACAAAUCAAAUAUCAAACACACACACA